Molecule: messenger RNA, 3118 nt
Organism: Mytilus trossulus (common blue mussel)
Lineage: Eukaryota; Metazoa; Mollusca; Bivalvia; Mytilida; Mytilidae
Product: beta-ureidopropionase-like
Exons: 15
Coding region: 57-1211 (384 amino acids)
Molecular function (GO): beta-ureidopropionase activity
Source: RefSeq, a predicted model, not a curated record
GUUUCUCGGAAUCUCUUUGGAUUAUUCAUCUUCUCUGUCAACGUGUAUUCAGAACGAUGGCUGCUGAGUUAGAAAGCUUGGAGAAAUCUUUACAAAAGAAUGUCCCACCUCAAGAGUUGGCAGAUGUGUGGAGAAUUCUGUACGGAAAGGAACUUAGACAACUAGAGUUUCCAAAGGAGGCUAGAGAUUUAGCAGAUAAAAGACAGUUUGAAUUAAAAGGCAGUUGUUUUACUGCAGAAAAAGAAUCCCUCCGUCAACCAAGAAUUGUCAGAAUUGGUGCUAUACAAAAUCAGAUUAUUAUACCCACUACAGAGCCUGUACCAAAACAGAUUGAAUCUCUACACAACAGAAUAUCAGAGAUUAUAGAAGUGGCUAGUUUAUGUGGUGUCAAUGUCAUCUGUUUACAAGAAGCAUGGACAAUGCCAUUUGCCUUCUGUACACGUGAGAAACAUCCAUGGUGUGAAUUUGCUGAAUCAGCAGAAGAUGGAGCUACAACAAAAUUACUACAAGAGCUGGCAAAGAAAUACAACAUGGUUAUAGUGUCCCCUAUACUUGAACGUGACGCUGAUCAUGGAGAUAUUCUAGCAAACACAGCAGUGGUAAUCUCUAACACAGGACAGUACUUAGGGAAGUCAAGGAAAAACCAUAUACCUAGAGUAGGAGAUUUUAAUGAGUCAACCUACUAUAUGGAGGGCAAUACUGGACAUAAAGUAUUUGAUACACAGUUUGGUAAAAUUGGUAUAAAUAUUUGUUAUGGACGACAUCAUCCCUUAAAUUGGAUGAUGUAUGGGAUAAAUGGAGCAGAGAUUGUAUUUAAUCCAUCAGCCACAGUAGGAGCUUUGAGUGAACCUAUGUGGCCAAUAGAAGCCAGAAAUGCUGCCAUUGCAAAUCAUUAUUUUACAGUGGCUAUUAACAGAGUUGGAACAGAAGAAUUUCCCAAUGAAUUUACCUCAGCAGAUGGAAAAAAAGCUCAUAAAGAUUUUGGCCAUUUCUAUGGUUCCAGUUAUGUGGCUGCACCAGAUGGCAGUAGAACCCCGGGUUUGUCUAGAACAAAGGAUGGAUUACUGGUAGCUGAAGUAGAUCUGAACUUAUCUAGACAGAUCAAAGAUAAAUGGGGAUUUAGAAUGACACAAAGACUGGAUAUGUAUGCAACAGAAAUUAAUGAGGCUGUCAAACCUGACUUUAAACCAGAUAUAAUCAGAGAGAAAUAACUUGAUAGAGGAAGUGACACACAGUAUCUAGUCAGGAUCAUUCAUCAACUUUGAUAGUUGGAUGUGUGAACAUAUUUAGAAUAAAUACAGUCAGGGAAAUCUUCCAAAUAAAGGCCUUGUUUAAAACACUAUUUAUAUAAAUAAAAAAAUUGAAAAAGAAAUAAUAUUGUUUAGUAGAUGCAUACCUAUUAUGUAUUCAGAUACUUUGUUUUACCUUUUUUUCAAGUUCUAUUUUAUAAGAAUGAUAUAUGAAACAAAAUUAAUUAUGAGUUAAAUUUAUGAGUAAUAAUACCACGCAUGAAAUUGCUUAAAAGACCUUUAUUUUAAUUAUUUUAUUUUAUUAAUGAAUGUCAACUUGGUGAAGUAAAAUUUAAAAAAAAAAGAAAAGAAUGCGAUUAAUUAAGUGGCAUUUUGAUACUGUUGAUACUCUGUACUACCGAGCUACGGAGUCAUACUCAAGUAUUAGAUACCUGUUGACAUCCAUAAUUUCAUUGUAUUAAUAUAACCAGGUUUGAAGCAAUUUUUCUUCUUUCCAAUAACAAAGUUUAUUUUGGCAUUAAUAUGGGAGCGAUUUUUUUAAGUGAAAAUACGGAAGAAUGAUAAUUGUUUUAUGUUUUGUAUGUUAUAUUAAACCUAUUAAUCAGUUCAUUUUCAUUUUUGCUUUCCAUUUUAAUUAAAAUACACUUGAUCGGUUUUGGAAAUCUUAAGAGAGUAAUACAUUUGGUAUAAAACAUACAUAUAUUGCUGGCAAUUAGAUAACGCUAUCUUAGUGAUUACAAUGUCAGUUAUCAACACCUGAUUUUUGUCCUCAGAGGGAAGGCUGACACAAAUUAGAGAACAGUAACAAUAAAUAGCUCUGAAUGAGAUAAGCUUUCUCCAGCUGAUAUAAUUAAUGUAGGAAGGCAGAAAAAAAACAAUCAUUUUACAUCAAGUACAUUUAAUAUAAAAAGAGCAGUAUCCCUACUUCAUACAAAAUCAUGGCUUUAUUUACUCACAUUUGGAGAAACAUAGCUUGCGUUCUGACCAUCUGUCAGUCCACCAACAAAUAUAACUAUUGACCUUUUUAAUGGAAUGACAAUAUAAUACUAAGUAUAGUUGUGUAAAGUUUAUUUCUAUUGUAGAUAAUUUCUAUGUGAUUCCUUGAUAGACCUCUAACAGUUCAUUAUUACAAGUUAAAACCUUAAUGAAAGUAAGGGCCAUAUGUUUAUUGUGUUGGAUUUUUUCAUUAUUAUCUAUCAGUAUUCUCCUCAACGAAGCUUGACAUCCAUUGAUCAAACAGGUGUAGGUUUACAGGAUUUAGACUAAUCUCAUACAUGUAACUAUAUUCAUAUAUAAGUAAGACAAUCUUUAUAUUUAGUUUAUUAUGACUUGUAUCUUCUGGCUGUAAUACUUGAUUUGUUUAGAAAAAAAUACAUAUUCAACAGUUUUUUGAAUGGUAGACUGGAAAAGCAAAAUUUAUUAUGUAGUUAUAUUAUUUUAAGGUUCUUUAACCAAUUUGAAGUUUUCUUGAUCUAGUCUGUUUUGUUCAUUGAUGAUAAAGCUUAUGCUGUAUAAACUGAAGUAACACUAAAGUUAUCAGCAUAAAAUUAAUUAUUAGAAAAGCAGGGAAUACAUGUUUUGCAUGUAAAAUCAUUUUGUAUGAACUUGUAUCAUUUCUGAGGGAUUAUUAAUUUAUAUAUGUAAACUUAGGUCACAGAGAAAUAUAUUGAUGUCUUACAGUAAUUAUUAUAUAAAACCUCUAUCUAACAGUAUACUUUUUGUAAUAGUUUAGGGGAAGCAGGAAGCACUAUAGUAAGAUGUGGAGUAUACCAGUAAUUGUUUUGUAUACAGGUUAUACUGUUUUGUUAUCUAUAUACUUAUGUUAUAUUGCAUGAUUGUCAAUACCCAAUAAAAUAUAUACCUAUAUC